Echinostoma caproni is the source of this 1077-nucleotide messenger RNA. NCBI's taxonomy places the organism in Eukaryota, Metazoa, Platyhelminthes, Trematoda, Plagiorchiida, Echinostomatidae. The record is from the annotation of a GenBank genome assembly.
AUGGGUCACGCUUUCAAUUUUCUCACGGCAUACUACCAUCAGUUUGAAGAUUUUCUAGAACCCAUUCUCAACCUGAAAGGUCACUUCAGUCAUCAUGGUCACUUGUGUUUGGUGUUCGAGCUACUCUCCUACAACCUUUACGAUCUCCUUGGGAAUACAAACUAUCGUGGGGUGUCACUUAAUUUGACACGAAAAUUCGCACAACAAUUGUGUGCGGCGCUUGUCUUUCUAUCCCGUCCAGAUGUGCAAGUAAUUCACUGCGACCUAAAGCCGGAGAAUAUUCUCCUUGUCAAUCCCAAACGAUCCGCUAUCAAAGUGAUCGAUUUCGGUAGUUCCUGCCACGUGAGCGAAAAGGUCUACCAGUACAUCCAAUCACGUUUUUAUCGGUCGCCCGAGGUCCUUCUUAACUUGGACUACGAUCUGGGAAUUGACAUGUGGUCACUGGGUUGCAUUCUGGUGGAAAUGCAUACCGGUGAGCCACUGUUUUCUGGUUCAAAUGAGUGUAACUUUGCCGGCGUGGAAGCACGACCGUUGCGAAUAGUUGUUGGUGCAGACACCGGAGGUCCGCACGGUCGACGAAAGGACGAACCAGGCCAUGCUCCAGAAGACUACGAUAAAUUCAUCGAUCUGGUGCAGCGCAUGCUGGUGUACGAUCCGCGGCAUAGAAUUCGUCCAGAAGAAGCCUUGGCUCACCGUUUUUUUAUGAGGAAAGACGAAGUGGCCCCUCAAUCCAACUCACAUCUAGUCAGUUCCCAUCCGGCUCCCGCCACUACUGGUUCCAAUGGUGGUGCUCCAAUAAUUGCCACAGUUCAGGGGAUUUGCGUGGCAAAUAAUACUUGUCCAGCUGGCCACCCUGCCGCUGCAGUACCCAUCAGUAAAACAUCACCGAGUUUCUGCGACAAGGGAUCCGCCACUACUGCCACAUCGGUCUCCAUGGAUCAAGAAAUGGCACCGUCCUACCUAACGUUUGCGCCGAAUCAGGAUCCGAAAUCUAUCGUCAACAAUUCUCCUUCCACCAGUGUAUCAGUCCCCGUUCUCGAGGCUACUGUUCCCCAGACGACCAAUGUGGAUAGAUGA